AUGUUGACAAACAUUGGUAUCUACGGCAGAAUGCUCGCUAAGAGUUCUAGAAACAGUGGUUUGAGGCAGGUGUAUAAUGUCCGUCUUAAUUCUUCCUCCACAUCUACCACGUUGAGCUGGGCCGAAUAUUUCAAAUUGAAGAAACAAAACAACAUCAUCAACACUGGAGCAUCAGUGUUUACUGGUCUUGCGGGCGGUUUUGUCACCUUGACCUACUUGGGUAACAUCCAAGUCGAUGUAGAAAAGCCAAUUAUGGGCUUGGAUCCAUUGAUGGUGUUGGGAGGUGCUGUUUUUCUUGGUGCAGGUUUUGGCUAUUUGUUGGGACCCUUUGCUGGUACCUCUGUGUUCAAGUUGAAGAACAAGUCGACGUUGACUCAGUACAUGGCCAGAGACAAGGAGUUCUUGUCCAGAAUCAGGGCCAAGAGAGUUGAUCCUUCGUCGCAGAGUUUCUCCAACCCUGUCCCUGACUACUACGGUGAAAAGAUCUAUUCAUUGCAAGGCUACAAGCAAUGGUUGCGUGACUGUAAUGCCUUCAGAAGAAAGGCUAAGGAAUUCCUUUAG
Messenger RNA from Scheffersomyces stipitis CBS 6054, 561 nucleotides. RefSeq names its product Pam17p (gene PAM17). The record is from RefSeq and is a predicted model, not a curated record. Gene Ontology annotation, biological process: protein import into mitochondrial matrix. The transcript has a single exon. Gene Ontology annotation, cellular component: PAM complex, Tim23 associated import motor. Lineage: Eukaryota; Fungi; Ascomycota; Pichiomycetes; Serinales; Debaryomycetaceae. The coding region runs from base 1 to 561 and encodes 186 amino acids.